GUCAGCCGCGUUAAUACUCACUCUCUUGUUGUUUUCCUGUGAUUUUAAUGUUUGAAAGCCGCUGACUGAAAUGGGUUUAUCUCAGAGCUCAGACGCGUCCGAAGGAGGGACAUAUGGAUACCAUGUGCACGGUGUGCAACCAAACUCACCUGCAGAAACAUGCGGACUGCAGCCCUUCUUUGAUUUCAUUCUGUCUCUGGACAACAAAAGACUUAAUGAGGAAAAUGACCAGCUGAAGGAGAUCCUGAAAGCCAGCGCGGAGAAAGCUGUGAGGAUGGAGGUGUACAGCACUAAAACUACAAGGGUGCGUGAGCUGGAGGUGGUGCCCAAUAACAUGUGGGGAGGACAGGGUCUGCUGGGAGCUAGUGUUCGCUUCUGCAGCUACCAAGGAGCCAAUGAGAAUGUCUGGCACGUCCUGGAUGUGGAGGCCAGUUCACCUGCUGCUCUGGCAGGGCUUCAGCCCCACAGUGACUACAUUGUUGGAGCAGAUCAAGUUUUGCAAGAUUCAGAGGACUUCUUCUCGCUGAUCGAAGCUCAUGAAGGGAAGCCGCUGAAGCUGCUGGUGUACAACACAUUAACGGACAACUGCAGAGAGGUGGUGGUCACGCCUAACGGAGCGUGGGGAGGGGAGGGCAGUUUGGGUUGUGGCAUCGGUUACGGCUACCUGCACCGAAUCCCUGUACAUCCUGAUGUGGUGCCGGAGAAACCUACCACCCCCCCUGCUGAGGAGACCCCCUCUCCAGAGAUGCCUACUCAUGGAUUCACAGAGGCGUCUUUGUUGGCACCUUCAACCCAAAGUGAAGACGUGUCAGACUUGGAGCAGGUCAUCCUCGAGGAAGCUCCUCUACCUCCACCAGUCCAGAGAGUCAUGGACCCUGGUUUCUCCGAUUCUGACAUGGCGGUGAUGAACCCUGAUCCUGCUGAUCUGUUGGACAGGCUGGAUCUGUCCAUGUCCUCCAUCGACAUGACCAAUACCUCACUGGCUAUGCACGAGGAGAAGGACGGUGAAAUCUCCGGUGUUGAGGAGCUGGAUGACAGUGAACUGCGCUCAUCAUCUGCAGACACCCAACCUGAGCCGCAACAGCUGAGCUCCCAGGCAGCCAUGGACCUCACUUCCGCUCUCGAUUCCACUGACAAUUUGUCAGAUUCAGGAAUCCCACCAGCAGAGCCAUCUGACCUCGAGUCCACAGACCUGCUCAGCUCUAUCGGCGAGCCCAGCGAUAGCCCAAGUCCACCGACGGCUGAUCUGGAGCCUCCUGCUGAAGACCCUCCCUCCCCUCCUGCUGUCGAUCUCCUCCCGUCCUCCAUCGCCGAUGAUGAGCCCUCUGUGGAUGAUUCCCCCGCACAGGCCGAGGCGGACGCAGCGGAGCCUGUCACGUUAAGCUCAGCAGAGGAGGCUCUUUGUCUUGAGGAGCCAGCAGAGCCUCAAGACGAAGCUCCUGCUCAACACUGUGGACAUGAGAGCGAUAAAGAGGAACCAGAGGAGCCGCCUCUUGAGUAAGCUCACAUCAGGCCACGGAGAAAGUGCACAAGUGCAAAACUAAGUCGACAAUCACUUGGGUUUUUUUUUCUUUGUAAAGAAACACUAGAUAUGAAACACAGGACAGACUGACUGUCUUACGUAAGUGUAUGACUCUAUCAGAAUAGUGACACCACAAAAACACUUUAGACACUGUAAUAAUAUUCCGUUUGUUUCACAUGAGAGAAUUUAAAGUUGCUGAUAAUGUCUAAGCUUAAAAGAAAAGGUUAUAAUGUUGUAAACAUUUUCCCUUCACGCCUGGUGCGAAAUUAGAUUAUACGGGUGACGAGACUUUGGAUCUCGUGCACUGAUGUAACGACUACUUGAACGCUUCCAAAGAUCCUAUUUACUACAGCAGAACACAGCUGCACCAGAACAUCCAGAACACUAUCAUGUUUUUAAAGCUAUCUGACUGUCGGCAGCUCAGAUGAGUUUUUACAGUCUUAAAGUGCAAUGUGACACUCGUUGAUGUGUUUUUAAAAUAUUGUUAAAAUAACCCUAAAAACAAGCUUUUUAAAAAAAAAAAAGAAAAGUGGGAUGAAAAUGACAAGCAGGGAAACUUUUAUAGUAGUUUACAGCCCACAUAUUUGAUUUUUAAAGUGCUAAUGCUGCAUUAUGAGGGAAAAUGUUAAUCCUCUUUUACUGUUUCACUAGUCAAGUACAUGUUUUUACACCAGAUUUGAUGAAGCCAAUAUGUUUUAAAUACUUAGCAUUAAUUUGAUUAUUCUGCCACACAACCUGUAAACAAUUUUUAUUGCUUGUAUAACUGGAACUAUGUCCCGAUGUCUUCAACUGUAGUCUGUAAUUUCUGUGAUCUAUGCAACAGUAGAUGAACACUGCCCCUGACCCGUUAUGUCAAUCCAGUAGGUGACAGGCUUUUAUACAUGUAAUGAGUUUAAAUAGUGG
Scomber japonicus (chub mackerel) is the source of this 2425-nucleotide messenger RNA. RefSeq names its product golgi reassembly stacking protein 1a (gene gorasp1a). Gene Ontology annotation, cellular component: Golgi apparatus. The record is from RefSeq and is a predicted model, not a curated record. The transcript has 9 exons. Gene Ontology annotation, molecular function: protein binding. The coding region runs from base 71 to 1501 and encodes 476 amino acids. Lineage: Eukaryota; Metazoa; Chordata; Actinopteri; Scombriformes; Scombridae. Gene Ontology annotation, biological process: Golgi organization.